Messenger RNA from Rhizoctonia solani, 2163 nucleotides. Its product is annotated as Fungal Zn(2)-Cys(6) binuclear cluster domain. The coding region runs from base 1 to 2163 and encodes 720 amino acids. Lineage: Eukaryota; Fungi; Basidiomycota; Agaricomycetes; Cantharellales; Ceratobasidiaceae. Gene Ontology annotation, molecular function: DNA-binding transcription activator activity, RNA polymerase II-specific; zinc ion binding. The transcript has 4 exons. Gene Ontology annotation, biological process: regulation of transcription by RNA polymerase II. The record is from RefSeq and is a predicted model, not a curated record.
AUGGACGAAGAUACGAGCGGUCGGAGACGAAGCGGACGGCCUACCGCGCAGCCCUCGACGAAUGGCUUGCGAGACUUGAGGGAUGGACCCCGGGCGUGUCAAAACUGUCGAAAACUCAAACUGCGAUGUACGAAUGAAAAGCCGCAUUGCUCGACAUGUAUCUCCAAGAGCAUCACAUGUGAAUAUGACGACUCCACGCGCCAGUCCGGUCGCAUUGCGGCUGCUGCUACGACGGCUGCUGCCGCAGCAGCAGCAGCGGCAGCGGCGAGCACAAGCCGCAAACGUCCAGCCUCAGCCUCAACCUAUGCUCAAGUCAAAGAGUCCAGGCAGAAGAAACGUGCAGCUGCGGCUGCAACCUCGUGUGAUUUUUGCCGGAAUGACCUCCGUCGCAAAUGCGACGGCCUCCGCCCCUCGUGUCAGUCUUGUAUCAAACGAGGAGUAACUUGUCAGUACUCUGGCCCGGCCCUGCUAUCUACGACUACUUCAGCAAGUCCCACCACUCCGCUUGCCACCCAACCAUCUGUUGUCACUGUCGUAUCCGACAAUGAGCCUGAUUCGGACGUCGCCAUGCGUUCGCGCUCAGGCAGUCCAGAUAUUCCCCUAGCUGAAACUGCCAAGGAGGAUCCUAAAAUUCGAUACCCCCAAGGAAACGGACUUGGAAAUCCAGGAUCGAGUCGAAACCCAGAUGGAUCAAAUUGCACAAGACCGGUGGCGUGUUUCUUUUGCAUCCAGGUGGAAUUGCCUUGUACGGGAGAUUAUCCGACUUGUGUCAAUUGUAUUCGUCGGAACCGCGUGUGCGCUUACCCGGAACCUGCUAGCUACGCACACCAAUUCCCGCGCCAGAGUGCUAUGCACGCUCGCCAGCUAAAGAAUGGCCCUUCUUCGCCUGGCAAGUCUCUUAGCGGGUCCCCGGGUAAACGUAUCCCCGGGACAGUGGACGCAGUUCUUAGCACUGCGCGAACCGGUAUACUCGGCGGUGGACCGGUAUCAAUUCGCGAUAUUGUCGAUCCGCCUCAUGGGGGCACACGUGGAGGUGUAUUGGAUGCUCCCCCUCGAGCAGGUGUACUCGACACACCACCCCGAGGAACAAUUGAAACCACCAAUAAUACCCCACGAGGAACCCUCGACGCACCCCGAAAUUCACUUGAACCGACUCACGCUCCUCAACCUACACUGUACACAUCUCGCCCGCUAAACCGUAGCCAAGCAACGCCUACUCCUCCAUCCAUGAGUGUCAGCCCCAACUCGAGUGGUGGAGCAAGCAUUCAAGUCCUCGGCGCUACACCUAAAACGUCUGAUCAAAAUGGGACUCUACCGGCCCGUUCCGAGAAAGAGCCGUCUGAAGGGUGGUCAGGUCGGUCGAGGACCGGGUCGACAAGCGCAGAUAUGUCAAGGACGUUGUCGGAUAUUAAUUUGGACCAGUACCGUCCACCUAUUCAACCUCAACCUCAAUCCCAGCCUCAACCUCACCCAAAUUCUCAGCGUGCUUCACCAAUUUCGCCGAUCCAGGCAGCCAAUCGGCCCCAGCCAGCACCCCCCUACAACCCGGGAGGUAGAACGCAGUCUCCUCCCAAGCUUACUGUCCAGGUCACAAAUUCUGGUUCCCCGCGCACUGCACCGCGUCCUGUAGUGUCUACGGGGUUGUCUUCGAGACCUGGCCCGUCGUUGGGCAGGUACGGUGAUAUUCCUCCGAGGGAAACAUACCAAGAUGGGAGGCCUAACGGGUCGGAGUUCAGAUCACGCGCACGACCUCCUGUGAACGGACGAGACCGAAGGGAUUCUUUUGAUAAGGAUAGAAGAGAGUCAUUUAGCGAGAGGGAUAGAGAAAGGGAUCGUGACCGAAGAGAUUCGCUGAUGAGCAGGCGGGAUUCAUUUGAUCGCGAUCGUGACCGCGAUAGGGAAAGAGACAGGGAGAGGUGGGAUUCCUAUGACCGAGACAGGGAUCGUGACCGAGAAAGAGAAAGAGAAAGAGAGAGGCGAGACUCGAUACGUGGCCCACCACCGCCCUCUACGUGGGCGACAGCCCGGGAUCCACCUCCACCUCGACUGGACAUCCGACCUCUCAUUGUGCCACCCGACCCGAAAGUUACCAGCCCAGUCGUGUAUGCUCGACCGCCCUCUGCAAGGUCAUCUCCCGCAGAUAUGGAAAUGGAUAGCAGUUAG